UUUAAGCCUAGUAAAUAUAGAAUGGGGAAAUCCAUUGACAUAUGCAGGGAACCAUAUCGACCAAUCAGAAGAGAAGGGGGAGUUUUCAUGUUUCUAUAAAUUAAGCAGGUGAGACAGGUGGCCGCUGUGAUGUCCCUGACAAUCCUGCAUGGGUACGUAUAGGCCUGACAGGGAAAAGGGAGACCAUCCACGCCUUUAGGAACCUGAAAAGGUGAGGUACACGUUCUUCAAGAGCCUCCAGGGGAAGGAAACGCAGGAGGAAACCAGCCGAGACUGAAGAACGCACCGGAAGGAUUUCACGGAACGAUGACGUCAGUCGAACCUCAGGUUCAGAUGCCAGGGUUCAGUUCCAGUAAUGAUGGUUACUAUACCCUGCCGUCUCAGGGCAGUCCUGAGUGGACUGCUGCGGAUCUGGGAGACCUCACCUCCAGCUACACGAAUCCCUACCUAUGCAUCAGUGGUUCUGGAAUGAAUGGAACUUCUGGGCCCCAGGCAGGCGCUGCCAUAGACGGCCCGACGUACAGCAUGCAGGGGUCCUACUCAUCCAUGGCUGAAGCUGGGGUUUUGGCAGCUGCAGAAGCAGGCUGGAUAAGAGAGCCCCUGCAGGGGAACCGGAUAAAUCUGGGCAGGCCCCCCUACUCCUACUCUGCUCUGAUCGCUAUGGCGAUUCACCGGGCACCCCAGCGACGCCUCACCCUCAGCCAGAUCUACCAGUAUGUGGCAGAUAAUUUCCCCUUCUACAGCAAGGGCAAGACGGGUUGGCAGAACUCAAUCCGACACAACCUCUCGCUGAACGACUGCUUCAAGAAGGUGCCACGGGAUGUGAAUGACCCAGGUAAGGGAAACUACUGGAUCCUUGACCCCAAUUGUGAGAAGAUGUUGGACAAUGGCAACUUCCGCCGCAAGAGGAAGAAAAAGUCUGACCCUAAGGCGGAUGAGGCGGCACUCGACGUCUCGAGAAUCCAGAUGGGUGGGUGCAGUACCUCCCGGCUCCCCGCGUGGAGCUCUCCCUGCCUGAGCAACUUCCUGUCAGAGAUGUCUGGGAUAGCGGGCUCGCUUGAGGAGGGUGGCCACGUGCCGGCCCACGGCUAUGGCUCCCACUGGCCUGCCCCCCCGCCUCCAGCACCCGUCUCAAUCGUGCCACCCAAUCAGCUCUGUUGCUUUAACACCGGACUAAGCUCUGCCCUCUACCACCAGGAUGGCACUGAAGUCUAAUAAGGCCAAAUGGGGACUAAGCAUCACCUACUCAAAGAGCCUCUGCCAUUCUUCCCCCACUGUGGCAACUUCACUACCUGCCAGGGAGCUGGGUGGUCCCAUUCGUACAAAACUCAGAGGCCCUCAAAAGAUGACUUCCGCUGACCUUUCACCCAGAGGUCACAUGAUAUAAACCUGUCACAUGAUUACCUUCUGAAAAAUUAGUUUUGCGCAUCUUUUCAUACUUGCUGUUAAACUACGAGCAAAGAACAAUGCUCUGCUGUUGUGGUCUGUCUUGCCUAUUAAUGGAUCCCGAUCCCUUCUCUGUAUGAUUCUUGGUGAUUCUGAGAAGCUCGUCUCCUGAUUGUCCCUCAGAGUCAAAUGCAAAGACUCUUCAGUCAUGCAGAGAGAAGAACAUCGUCUAUGGUCAAACCUAACCCUAACCCUAAACCUAACCCUAAUCAUAACCCUAACCGCUAUCCCUAACCCCAACACUAACCAUAACCCUAACCCUAACUGCUAUCCCUAACCCUAACACUAACCAUAACCCUAACCCUAAAUGCUAACCCUAACCAAUACUAACCAUAACCAUGUGCAGGUAUUUCCGCUGUUUUUAUGAGGGAAGGGGAGCUUGGCUUUUGAGAAUUAAUAUGAAACAUAUGAAUGUCACAAAAGCUUCCUGUCCUAUUUAUUAUUAAAAAUCAGUCAUUUUCUUGUUCAUAUUUUCAGCCAGUGCAUUAGCCAUUGCUAAUCAAAUGCCACACAAUGUUACGUUUCUGCAAAGAUGUGCAUCCCUGUGACAUCAGCGCUCUCCGUAGUCCCAGCCCAAGACACUGUGACGUCAGUGAAAUAAACACUUAAAUAAAAAGCGAGAUAACGGUCAGGCGUGUGACAAGAAGUGACGUUAACUCUGCAAACCGUGGUUACACACACCCGCGGGCCCUCAGGGUGCGGUCAUGUGAUCAGGUGGUGUCCGUCAGAGUUAAUGGUCUGUGUAGAAAUUACUAGCCCGAGAUCGAAUGAGAGAGAGAAAAAAACAUUAAAGAACCGUCUAGAUAACGACAGGUUUGACUAUAAAAAAAAGUGCGAUGAAGGGAAAAACAUUCCCCCCCCCCCUUUGCCUGCGUUCUUUAUUUUUUGUUUUGGGGAGAUCAGUCUCUCAGUUCUAAAUAUAGGCGUAAUAUGAUGGGUUUUCACAGUGCGAUUUGAAGGCUGACAAAGAAGAAGUGGCAACAACAUAGCUACAGAGGUAACUUCUCCGGCUGUCAUCCAGCGAGAAAAGGGGGAAUUAAACACAAACACAAACGCGCAUUCCCUACGGACACCCAGUGCAUGCUUGCUGACACAACAUCUCGUAUCUAUCCUGGACAAAAUGCAACACUCUCCUGAGAUGCAUCUGGUGCUAAAUGUUGGAGUGCGUCGCCCGUU
Molecule: messenger RNA, 2622 nt
Organism: Paramormyrops kingsleyae
Lineage: Eukaryota; Metazoa; Chordata; Actinopteri; Osteoglossiformes; Mormyridae
Product: forkhead box protein I3-B-like
Biological process (GO): anatomical structure morphogenesis; cell differentiation; regulation of transcription by RNA polymerase II
Molecular function (GO): RNA polymerase II cis-regulatory region sequence-specific DNA binding; DNA-binding transcription factor activity, RNA polymerase II-specific
Source: RefSeq, a predicted model, not a curated record